GAUUUGUUUACCUCGCGACGACGAAACGGCUGCUACGACGGACCGCGGCCCGGAGUACCCUGCGAAUAGAGAUGAGACUAGAAGACGAAAGGAGGGAUGACAGCGACGACGACGGUGACGACGACGACUUCUUCGAUGCGACAUCGGCCGAUGUAGACAUCGAUGCACCACCGGCAUUUCCGGCGCUCAACAGCGCGCAGCGGUCCUCGAAUGCAGCACCGCCCGCUCCCUCCAAGGGCUUCACGGUCUCGGGCCCAAGUGUCGGUAGCAAGGCGGAAGGAAAAGACCCGUCAAAGAGCUCAUCCCUUCGAGAGGUCCUUGGCGUUCCGGCUAGCAAUCUAAGUCGGCCCACAGGAGGAGGCAGUGGAGGAGGACUGAUGGUGCCGCCGAGCACCAGCUCAAAGACGGCUCCUCCUGGUGUCGGAGGCGCUUCCGGUGCGCGGCUAGGAGGGGGAGGGUCCAUGCUUGGCGUUCCCAAAGAAACUGGCGGUGGUGCGAGAAGAAAGGUUGUGCUGCAGCCCGGCUGCUCGCCACUCGACUGGGCCAGACUAAAGUCGAGUGGAGAUCCUAGCUUACGGGCGUAUGUCAUGGGCAUGCUUCGUGUGAAGCCGUCGGAGCUCAAGCUACACAACAAGCCAGAUGACGCAUGGUCGGCCUUCAAUGGGAAAGUAUAUAAUAUCACCCCUUAUCUCCGCUUCCAUCCUGGCGGCGAAAAGGAGCUGAUGCGAUGCGCCGGAAGAGAUGGCACCCGACUCUUUAUGCUCACCCAUUCAUGGGUCAACAUCGACAGCAUGAUCGAUGCCUGCAUGGUCGGCAUCCUGGUCUCGGAGAAUACAUGACCUUUCCUACAUAGAUACCUAUUUGUACAAUACAGCAGCAGCAUUACAAUUGACUGUCCCGA
This is a messenger RNA of Acaromyces ingoldii, 901 nucleotides long. Its product is annotated as cytochrome b5. Bases 72 to 839 code for a protein of 255 amino acids. Gene Ontology annotation, molecular function: heme binding. NCBI's taxonomy places the organism in Eukaryota, Fungi, Basidiomycota, Exobasidiomycetes, Exobasidiales, Cryptobasidiaceae. The transcript is spliced from 3 exons. The record is from RefSeq and is a predicted model, not a curated record.